AUGGAUGUGAUCAAGCCAGACUCAAACCUCAUGAUUGGCUCUAUUACAAAGCCUCCAAAAAAGUCCAAGACCGGAGACAAAAGUAAACAGCCGCCAAAAAAGGCCGGCGGAAAGGCUGCGAAAGGAAAGGCCGCGAUCGAAAUCAGUGGACUUCCUACGGACACCAUGUCGAUUCAACAGCUGGAAGAACAGAUUAUCCAGCUGCGUAAGGAGCUGGAGAAGGAGCAAAAAGAGCGCAAUUACUUCCAGAUUGAGAGAGAUAAAAUACACACCUUCUGGGAGAUCACCAAAGAUCAACUGGAGGAGAAGAAAGCUGAACUUAUGACGAAGGAACUCGAAAUCGAAGAAGCUGAACAACGUCAUCAGGCUGAAACCAAGUUGUUCAAUCAGAAGGUUAAACACUUGCAGUUUGAACAACAAACCCAUAUAGCAAAACUUAAGGCAGAAGAAGUGGUUGCCACCAAACUCCAGGAAAAAGAGCUGAUAGACCUGGAGACUGAGCUGCGGAAAAAAAUGCGGGGACUGACAAUGGAUAUGCAAGAACAGAAGCUCUCCUAUGAGAACUACAUAAAAAAUCUAAACCUGAGCCACGAUAAUGAAAUCACCAAGUUGAGAAGUAAAUUUGAGAAGAAAGUACAAGAAAUCGAGGCUGGAUAUGAGAGGAAGUUGAAAAAACAGCGAGAGGAGCAAGACCUGAGGCGCAAGACUGAGUGCCAUGAAAUCAUUCAAAGGAAAACCAUCCACUCCAACACACUGAUAAAGAACCACGACAAAUCGUUCACUGAUAUGAAGAACUAUUACAAUGAAGUGAAUCGUGUGAGCGUCAACCAUAUCAGCUCACUUCAGGAGCAAGUGGAAGAGAUGAAGAAGACGGAGAAUAGGUUAAAGAGGGAGGUGGCUCAGGUGCGGGAGCAGAAUAAGCGAUUGGUUGAGCCGCUGCAGAAAGCCACGGAGGAAGCAUCCGAGCUAAAGAAGCAGCUCGCAGUCCAUAAUGUGGACAAAGCCAAACUAGCCAGAGUGAGAACACGUCUCAAAGUUGUGGAGAAAGAGCUUAAGGACCUGAAAAUGGAGCAUGUAGUGCUGGAGGAGGCAUUCAUUAUGGUGCAGCAAAAGCGUGAUGAUCUAAAUAAGAAGUUCAACAGGGUCACCCUGGAGCUGCAGCAGAAAAACGGCUUUAAGACCCUGCUUCUGGAGAAGAAACUGAACGCUCUUAAUGACACAGUGGCGGCGAAAGAAACACAGCUUAAUGAGGUUCUUGCUGCCUGUAAUUUAGAGCCUAGUGCUUUGAACAUGGUGACUCACAAAUUAGUCUCGGCUUCAGAUGUUAUGCCCACAAACUGUUGGCUGAACGUCAGACACAUGAGAAAUCUGGUGGAAACUAUGAAGGCUGACAUCGAAAAGGGCUCAUCCUACCUGGAUCAGCCGAAGAUGCUGAAAUAUCACUACAUGACACUCCAGAAACGCUACCCCCUUAACGAACAAAAUGUUGGGAAAGUGCCGAUGGCUGAGACCACUGGCCUGCCUCGCUCUCAGGAAAUAAGUGUGAUCCUGGUGGUAGUGGACCGGUUCUCUAAGGCAGGCAAAUUUGUCCCACUGCCCAAACUCCCCUCUGCCAAGGAGACAGCAGAACUUGUAUUACAGCACGUCGUAUGGGAACACAGCUUUCCCACCGAAUUAGUCUGGGACUGGGGCCCUCAGUUUGCCAGCCUGUGUUGGAGAGCCUUCUGUCGUCUAAUAGGUGCCGCUGUCAGUUUCUCAUCAGGCUUCCACCCUGAGUCAAACAGUCAGACAGAGAGGGUAAACCAGGACUUGGUUCACUCCCUCCAUUGUCUGGCCACCGUCAAGGGGAGGGUCAGACACCUGAUGUGGGAUUUGAGUAUGCCCACAUCACCCUUUGGCAUUCAGCCCAGGGCAAGUUGCCUUUCAAAUGCCUUUCGAAUACCCCCCAUGUUUGACGAGCUGGGGGGUGAGUUAGGGGUCCUGGCUGUGGAAAAAAUGGUGGCCCAAUGCCACAAGGUCUGGCAGAGGGUGAACUGCUUGGAGGGUGCUCGGAGGAGCGCUCACACGGCAAACUGUAAAAGACGUGUAGCAUCCACAUACUGCCAAGGUUAA
Molecule: messenger RNA, 2112 nt
Organism: Tachysurus vachellii
Lineage: Eukaryota; Metazoa; Chordata; Actinopteri; Siluriformes; Bagridae
Product: dynein regulatory complex subunit 4-like
Exons: 12
Coding region: 1-2112 (703 amino acids)
Biological process (GO): DNA integration; flagellated sperm motility
Cellular component (GO): Golgi apparatus; microtubule; motile cilium
Molecular function (GO): small GTPase binding; microtubule binding; nucleic acid binding
Source: RefSeq, a predicted model, not a curated record